AGCUGAAAAAACUGGACUAGGUUUUAGGUCGAAGACGUUGCCGCCAGCAGGUUUGGGUUCAGAUACAAGGACUUCUACAGCAGCGUUUAGACGCAGCUCAGUUUAUUUAUAUGUGAUUCACUUUGAAUGCGAUUUGUAUAUGCAAACUGCACCAUUCAGUUAUUCUCUGGUGUUGAUAAUGAUGACUGACUUGUCACGCCCGGCCACAGUUUACAGCUCCACGGGAUCAGCUUCUGUUACCACAAACACCGGCGCUUAAGUGGCCACAGCUGUGCGUCUUGGCUGCGCGUAAAGUCGACUUUUAAGGCUUUUGUGUUGUUUUCGUUGGCUGUUCUUAUCGGGCAGCAGUAGCCUAUUGAUAUGCAAACAAAUUAGGGGCAUAUCAUUUCCUGUGUUUCAAAAUGAUGCCUUUGCGCACUACUGAUGUUAAUAAAAGUGGAGCCUGGAGUGCACGCGCAGAUUUAGACUUCUUACAAAAUAUUUCUGUGAACGUGUCUAUCGUUGUGCCUGCACAGAAACUGAGUCGUAUCUACUCUAAUUUUCAUUCACCGUGCAACCCAGUCCAAAUUCCUCCCGGAGAUGGAAAUUGGAAAACAGAGAGUUGUCGUUUUGUCCUUGAGCCUACAGCUGUCUUCACUGUCUGAGGAUUUCAGUCUGUACUAAAGUUGGAUGUCUGUAUUUUUCAGCAAUGGGGUAUUGUAAGAUACAAUGCGUUCAUAAAACAAGGAGUAUUUGGAAAAUUAUGCUAAUCUUGUGUGUUCCACUGUCGUGUGUUCUUAUCUUCAGAUCUCUGGUAUUUACAUUUUUUGUCCACCUCAUGCCUAUGAGCAAAUGUUCUUUGGAAAGUGGAAAGAUGCUGACCCUGGACAACGCUGUGGAUGCCAGCCUUGACCUUUUGUCCAGACCUGAUGUGCAAACUUGCACAUCUUGGAAAGCUCCCAUCAUCUGGGAGGGGAUGUUUGACCCUUAUCUGUAUGACAAGGAGCACAAGGAAGAAGGAUCCUCUGUGGCUCUAAUUGUGUUUGCUGUGGGCAGGUACCUGGAUGUUUACCUCGAGAGCUUCCUGAACUCAUCAGAACAUCACUUUAUGUUGGCUUUGCCAGUGACAUAUUAUGUAUUUACGGACAUACCAGAAAAGGUGCCGGACAUCAAGCUGGCUCCUCAGCGAAGUCUGAAGGUGAUCAAAGUGGAGAGGCACUCCAGGUGGCAGGACAUCUCAAUGAUGCGAAUGAAGACCAUAUCGGAAGUCAUUGAGGAAGAUAUUCGCCACCACUGCACAUAUGUCUUCUGCUUCGAUGUGGACCAGGUGUUUAGUGGGAGAUUUGGGUCGGAGGCUCUGGGAGACACUGUGGCUCUGCUUCAUGCUCACUUCUACCACCUUCCAAAGAAUCUCUUUACUUAUGACCGCAACCCAAAGUCCACAGCGUACAUGGAGACUGGGGAUUUCUACUACCAUGCUGCUGUGUUUGGAGGCUCAUGGAAAAGUGUGAAAGCGUUGACCGAGACUUGCUACCAGAACAUAAUGGAGGAUAAAAAGAAUAACGUGGAGGCCUUGUGGCAUGAUGAGAGUCAUCUAAACAAGUACCUGUGGCUUCACAAACCGAGCAGGGUGCUCUCCCCUGAGUACUGCUGGGACAACAGCAUUGGCUACAGCAGAGACAUACAAGUCACCCGGCUACUAUGGGCACCAAAAUAUUAUGACACGCUACGGACAUUCUAGUGUGGUUUAGAUAUUGCAAUGCAAAAUCACCUGGCAGCAAAACUAUCUGACAAAUAACAUGCACUGAGAUUCUCCUGCUCGGUGGCUGAUUUGUUCUCCCAAGGGAUUUAUAUCCACGUCUGCAAGCGUAGAUUUUCCUAAUGGAUUCACAACAUCUCUGACUGUCAAGACUUUCUCCAGAAACCAGGUAAAUCUAUGCAUUUGUCUCUAACAGUGGAGCAGCUUUCUAUCAAUGACGUUUCACCUUUGGUUCAUUCAUUUACCAGGGUUAACAGGAACUACAUUUACCAUAAGAUACAGGUUUCCUUUGUUUCUCAAAUGUGUCACACAGAAUGUACCCAGUUUGAUCAUACUGCAACUUGAAAUGUGAAACCACCUUAUGCCUUUGUUUGAGAUGAUGGACUCAUUUCAGGAUCAGCUACCUCGGGUUUCUUUAGUUUCCUACUUUUGUAUUCUGAAAAAUGUAGGUAGAAGGCAGUGAGCUGAAAACCCUGUACAACACACACAGUACAAUGUGAUUUGCACAACAACUCAGCUCUGAUUGCACUGACAGAUUCUACAAGUGUGAUCAACAAUGAAAAGUUGUAUUUUUGUUUUACUUUGCCUUUGCUGUUAGAAUGAUAUCAUGGCUGCUGAACAUCACCUCAUUAGUUUCAAUUUUGGUGCAUUUGGGUUUUUUGGUAAUUUUCUGAUUGCUCAUUUCUGUUGGGGUGUGUGUGUGUGUGUGUGUGUGUGUGUGUGUAUAUAGCUUCAAGUUUAAACAGUUUUGUUCAUUUUUUUUAAUAUGGGUCUAAACCACGCUUUUUGGUUUCAUUUAGAGCAGGUUAAAUUCAGUCUGGUGAUUAUGAUUCCAGUCAAUCUUACAGAUGAUAGGCUUUCUAAGCUAACUUUUUAAACAGAAGUAUAAGCAUCAUUAUUCCAUGGUGCUUUUUCUUGAGUCAAAAGACAAUAGCAAUUUUUUUAGGUAUUUACUGUAAAACUGGUGGAUGUAAUGUAUAAAAAAAAAAAAUUACACUUGAA
Messenger RNA from Monopterus albus (swamp eel), 2740 nucleotides. RefSeq names its product N-acetyllactosaminide alpha-1,3-galactosyltransferase-like. Gene Ontology annotation, cellular component: Golgi apparatus; vesicle; membrane. Gene Ontology annotation, molecular function: hexosyltransferase activity. The record is from RefSeq and is a predicted model, not a curated record. Gene Ontology annotation, biological process: carbohydrate metabolic process. The coding region runs from base 689 to 1720 and encodes 343 amino acids. NCBI's taxonomy places the organism in Eukaryota, Metazoa, Chordata, Actinopteri, Synbranchiformes, Synbranchidae. The transcript is spliced from 7 exons.